Lagopus muta (rock ptarmigan) is the source of this 7384-nucleotide messenger RNA. It is a transcript of the gene MAPK10, whose product is annotated as mitogen-activated protein kinase 10. Gene Ontology annotation, biological process: protein phosphorylation; JNK cascade. Bases 881 to 2161 code for a protein of 426 amino acids. Gene Ontology annotation, molecular function: JUN kinase activity; ATP binding. NCBI's taxonomy places the organism in Eukaryota, Metazoa, Chordata, Aves, Galliformes, Phasianidae. The record is from RefSeq and is a predicted model, not a curated record. The transcript has 16 exons. Gene Ontology annotation, cellular component: nucleus; cytoplasm.
CUCCGCCUGUCUCCUCCGGUCCUUCCACAAUGGUACAGCCAGCAUCAGCUGCACAAUGGUUCCCAGGCAGUGACAGAGCGUGAUUCAGCAACCAAGCUCUUCUUUUAUUCUGUUAUCUUCAGACAUUUUGCCUCCCCUUUUUCUUUUCUCCUCCAUUCUCUUUUAUGUAAUUCUUUAAAGGAGAACGUUGGAUCCAGCUGCCCACAUUUUUUUAUUUUUAUUUAUAUUUUUAAUAAGAAGCUCAUCUCUUCCUUGGCACUGUUUGGAAUGUGGCUUAACAAUACCACCUGACGUGCAGCUGGGGGAAGGUGGCUGGGUGAGGAGGACAGAGGCAGCACGGAAUGGGCUAGUAUUAGAAAGCUGUACCAGCAGCCAGCCAGUCUCCAGUAUCAGCUAUGGCAACUCAUGUGUGAAGCUGAUGCCUUCAAACCAUUUCCUAUAGAUGAGGCAUAGCACAUGCUGUGCUAGAUAUUGACUAGCUCCUGUCACCACAGUCAGCAUGAACAGGAAGUCAAGAGUUUUGAAUAAAAGAAUCAGUAACUGGCAACUUAGAGAUUGUUCCUUUCUUCCCCACAACACUAUUUCUCACUCCUGUACUGUAUACAACCUGCUGACUUGAAUUUGGUGAGACUAUAGGAACAUACAAGUGACAAGAGAAAAUUUGGGCUAGCGGUUUCUGUUACUCUAAAACUCUUCCUGACGUAAGCAAGCCCCGUUGGAAGCUGUUGCAUUGGUAUUUAUGAGCCGCCAUUUGUUGUACUAUUGUGGUGAACCUACCCUGGAUGUGAAGAUUGCCUUUUGUCAGGUGUGUGUUCCUUACAGGUAAAACAAGGGAUUUGGGAAACAAGUGGAUGUGUCAUACAUUGCCAAGCAUUACAACAUGAGCAAAAGCAAAGUUGACAACCAGUUCUACAGUGUGGAAGUGGGUGACUCGACCUUCACUGUUCUCAAGCGCUACCAGAACUUGAAACCAAUUGGCUCUGGGGCUCAGGGAAUAGUUUGUGCUGCAUAUGAUGCCAUCCUUGAUAGAAAUGUGGCCAUUAAGAAGCUCAGCAGACCAUUCCAGAACCAAACCCAUGCCAAGCGUGCUUACAGAGAGCUGGUCCUCAUGAAGUGUGUGAAUCACAAAAAUAUUAUCAGUUUAUUAAAUGUCUUCACACCACAGAAAUCUCUGGAGGAGUUCCAGGAUGUUUACCUGGUGAUGGAGCUGAUGGAUGCCAACCUGUGCCAGGUGAUUCAGAUGGAGCUAGACCAUGAGCGAAUGUCCUACCUGCUGUACCAAAUGCUCUGCGGCAUCAAGCACCUGCACUCUGCAGGAAUUAUUCACAGGGAUUUAAAACCAAGUAACAUUGUGGUAAAAUCUGACUGCACGCUGAAGAUUUUGGAUUUCGGGCUGGCCAGGACCGCGGGCACCAGCUUCAUGAUGACUCCGUACGUGGUGACACGGUACUACAGAGCUCCGGAGGUCAUCCUGGGAAUGGGCUACAAGGAGAACGUGGAUAUAUGGUCUGUGGGAUGCAUUAUGGGAGAAAUGGUUCGCCACAAAAUCCUCUUUCCAGGAAGGGAUUAUAUUGACCAGUGGAAUAAAGUCAUAGAGCAGUUGGGAACGCCCUGCCCAGAGUUCAUGAAGAAGCUGCAGCCAACUGUACGAAACUACGUGGAGAACCGGCCCAAGUACGCUGGCCUCACCUUCCCCAAACUGUUUCCUGAUUCUCUCUUCCCAGCUGACUCAGAACACAACAAGCUCAAAGCCAGCCAAGCUCGGGACCUGCUGUCCAAAAUGCUGGUCAUCGAUCCAGCCAAGCGCAUAUCGGUGGACGAGGCCCUGCAGCACCCAUACAUCAAUGUCUGGUAUGACCCCGCCGAGGUGGAGGCGCCACCCCCCCAGAUCUAUGACAAGCAGCUGGACGAGCGGGAGCACACCAUUGAGGAGUGGAAAGAACUCAUCUACAAAGAAGUAAUGAAUUCUGAAGAAAAAACGAAAAAUGGCGUAGUAAAAGGACAGCCGUCUCCUUCAGGUGCAGCAGUGAACAGCAGCGAGAGCCUCCCCCCAUCCUCAUCAGCCAACGACAUCUCCUCCAUGUCCACGGAUCAGACGCUGGCGUCCGACACGGACAGCAGCCUGGAAGCGUCGGCGGGGCCACUGGGGUGCUGCAGGUGACUAGCCGCCUGCCUGCGGAACCCCGCCUUCUUCAGGGGGUGACGGCGUCCAGAGGGAAAGCAACAGAGCUAAGGGACAGAGGGAAAUAAAAUGCACAGAUUGAAACGAAACAAACAAAUCUUUUCCGCCUGCUUCUCCUACAGAGCUAUGUAAUGCAGCUCAGCUCAAGUGUGUAUGUAACUCAUAGUUGCUCUGCUUUGGUCUUCUGAUGAUGCUUUCUGGGGUGGGGGAGGGAAAGGAUUCUUCGGAUCCUUCUUUUUCCCACCCUUACAAGAUGCAAAAUUAAUGGCUGCAAAACCAGCAACCCACAGCUGUCCUGUAACGCUGGCAUGACAAGGUGCGCAGUGCCACUCCACAACACACCAGUGCGGAUCUGCCCUCACUCUGCUCUGUUGUCUCCUGCUCCCUGGGGCAGGUAUGGAUAUACGGUUAGGGAUUUGCAGAUAGGGAUACACACACAUUUUUUCCCCACGCAUGAAGAUCACACACACAUGCCAGUAGAGUUCUGGCUGUGUAUGCAGCUGUGUGCCCAUAGGCACACAUCAAUCUGCAUUCAUGCUCAGUGCACCACGCAACUACAUGGCCCAUUUCAGGUGAGCAGCAUACAUACAAGGGUGCUGUUACCCAUGUAUAUGUCGUGUCCUUGGUCACGGAUGAGGCUGCGCAGCUUGUGCAAUGAUUUGUGGAAGUGAAAAUAACCACACUGAGCUGUGGCUCCCUCAGAACCUUGAAGAUGUAGCACAGUGUUUUUGCUGAUAGCUGUAUAUAUACUUAAAGUCAGUUUGUGCUGGAGGAUGGUGCUGCAGAGCUUCACACAAUGUUUAUGAAUAUUGGGAAGAGUUCUGAUUUUUAGAGCAGAUACACUCAGCUAAGAGCAGGUUGAAGGAAGCAUAUCAUGUGUUUUUGCAAGGCAUGGGGAGCAAGAAUGGAGAUUCUUUGUGCAUGUGUAUGCCCAGAAAGGUUUAUAUCAUGAAGCAAACUUCUUCUGUCCAUAUUCAGUGAAUUCUCUUUAUUUAUAGAGGGUCUCACUACUGUGAGUUCCAGAUAUAUUUGUGUGUUAGGGAACAUUAUAAGUUUGGGGAACAGACAGACCACAGUCAAAAGGAUAUUUGAUGUUUAUUUUUGUAUUUUUGUUUUGUUUGUUUGUUUUUACUGAGUUCAGCACUGGGAUAUCUGCAGCCCUCCUCAGCAUGUUUGUGGCCAAGAGAUGGUUUCUCCUUUAUGUCAUUCCCUUGCAGGGAUCUCCAUCACUGAGCAAAGACCACCCUUCCCUGGGUAUCUUUGGCCAUUCCUUUGCUUUUGACAAACCAUCCAGCUCCUUGGAAGUGUUACCAGCUGUGUUACAUGGAAAAGAUACACAGAGUGGGUCCACAGAAGUGAAAUGUUUUUCCAAAAGUCAACAAGAAAAACUGUUUAGAAUAUUUUACUGGAUACUUUAAAUUUACCAGUUAUAAAGUAUUCCAAAUUCUCUUCCGUUCUCCUGGAAUAUAGCUGCUCUGUUGGGUGGCUCACACACCUGCUGUUCUGCUGUAGGACCGGAAAACAAUUGGAGUAGCAGGUCAGAUUUUCUUCAAAGGGAAAAAAACAAGAAAUGAAUCUUCUCUCCAGGGUGCUGAGGAAGGAAGAUAUAAAUGCAUAUAAAGUCAUUUCAGACCUGGUAGCAGAUCUGUGCUGUAGUAGGACAUGAUGUGGUUUGUUUGUUUUUUUUUCCUCCAGGGAUGUUUUUGGUUGAUCUUUUGGGGAAAAAAAGAAAAUACGAUUAGGUCUAUGAUUUUCUAAAAACUCAUAACAGUAACUGUGAAAGCAAUAAUUUACCACUGCUAAAAGAGUUAGCAAUAUUCUUUCUUAAGCCAUGAAGCAUCAAGUCGUUGUUCGGUGAUGUGAUGCUCACUUCAGUGCCAGUGAUCAUAAAAGUAAUCAAAGCAAACAGCAAUGCUUUGUAAGCGUGAAGGCAAUAACACCACGGUGACUUCCUAGCAAUAAUGAAAUGUCUCACCUCCAGAUUUUAAUCAUCAUACCUAUAAAUAGUACUUAGAUAACCCAGUAUCUUUUCCCCAUUCCUUAGUUUGCACCAUUCUAGUGUGUUAUUUGACCCCUCACCCCAAAGAAAUCUCUAAGAGGCAGAGCUGCAUGUAAGAGAAAGGGCAAAAAUUGAACAGAUGCAGAAUGUUAGCAUGAGGAAUAUGCUGUUCAUCACCAGCCAUGUUAUGGAGAUGUGACAGAUGCGGUAGCAGAAGAGCCACUUACAGUGGACAGGUGCUUGCAGAUCUCCCAUGUUUUACAGUGAGUCCCAUAGCAUAAUUUGGUCUGGUUUGGGUUCAGGACUGCUGGGCAGCAACCUGGGAAGCACAGAAUAUAUUCUGCAGAUGGGCAAUGAAUGAGCCUAUAGCACAGAAUGUAUACUGCUGUGUUCCCAGCAGCCAAUUCUUCUAACAGCAGUGCUGCACAAAUGUUUGGUGGCUACCAUAGGGAUGCCUAUCAAGUUUCACAACUAGCACGUGCUUCUGUCUUGUGUUCAGUAGUGCUCAACACAAGCGCAUGUUGAAGUGCCUUGCUGAAAUGGGCCCAUAACAAUGGCUGCCUUUGGUUUUGGCAGUAAAUGAGUUCAUCUCCUCUUUAAGAAGCUCUGUUUGCAGGAGGAGACUUAGGGCUGUCCACAUUGGACACCAGAAAAAAAAGCCAUUGAUAACACAAAGCAAUAGUCUCUUUUGGUCUUGGUCCUCAUGUGACCUGGCCACGCUGCGUGGUGGCUGCCACAUAGGGCAUUUCCUCUGUGUCUGUAGGUUGUUGCUGCCAACUUUAUCCUACAGGAGAGUGUGUACCCUCCAAUAUGGAUGACACUGGUGGCAAUCUGUAGCUAUCCUAAGGUGCAGACAGGAUAUUCCUUACAGAUCCUGGAAUUUGGAGACCCUUCUCUUCAGGUCCUUUUCUUACUAUCCCAAAGCUCUGUGCAAUGUGACCAUAGCAGAUGUAUUUUUUUCCUCCUUCACAGUGACCUUCCAAAGCUACCUCUUCCAUUAUAUGGUCAGUACAUAUGACUUCAGGAACAGUUUUCAGCUCAUUCUCAAGCUCGAAGCUGUAGGUAAAGAGAUGUAAAGAAUUGGUAACACAGAGGUGUAAUGGCAGUUUUUUCAAAGCAUUGAGGCACUGAAACAGCCAUCAGACUCUUGGCAGAAGUGCAGCAAUGGCAGCACUUGUUUUUCAGUAAGAGUUGCUCCUGAAAGACGUUCUUCCUUCCCUUUUCUUUUUACUGAUGAGUUUAACUGAGCAUUGAUUUACUUUGAGUUGAUGGAAGGUUGCACGUGUUUUCAGUCCAGCGGUAAAUUUUGACAUCAUUCUUCAGAUGCUCACUCGUCAGCCAGAAUAGUGUAUACAUAUUCCAUCAGUAUAUAACGUGUCUUCAGUGAUUUCAGGUGUUUAUUUGGAUUGGUUACAGACUGAAAUAUUUGAAUGAUGCUAAUGCUGAGAACCCACCCACACUAUUCAGAUUUACAUGGCAUGGAUACAUACAGGCUUUUGUAGCAUAUAAAGGAGAGCUCAGAUUGGAGUGCAAGUAUUAUAACUUGUAAAAAAAAAAAAAAAAAAAAAAAAAAGGAGAAGAAAAAAAGAAAAAGAAAAAGAAAGAAAGAAACAUAAAGUUUGGUGAGUGCUUCCCUACAGCACUACUGUUUAUCCUCUGGCAAUGAUCAGUUCCUGCCUGAUGCUGGCUGACCUCAGGAGGUCAUGCGAGCCAAGUGGUAAUGUCACUACACCAUUCUUGUACUUUUAUAACAGAAACUGACCAUAGGUAUUUACAUUCAUUUAUAUAGUUCUACUUUUAAGAUUUGGGCUAAUAAUCCUGAAGAGAUGAAAUCUGUCAGUGUGCCUUUAGGAAUUUUUUCAAAACGCUGCCACGACACUGAUAUGGACUGUGUUCUUCUUUCCCCCCAACUUAUUGGCUCACGGAAAUAUGCCAGUAGUCAGUGCUAGAACUGCCAAAGGGAGUCAGGCUGAGCACAUUUCAUCGCUACAGAAUAGAAAUAUUUUAAUUUGAAAUAACCUUUAAAAGCCACUUAUAUGACGAAUGUUGCAGGAUUUUAUGUGAUCAGAAUCAACAAUUCUAAUUUCAGAUGUGUUUCUUUUUAUGCUUACCAUCGUUUCAAAUUUUUGUGUGAAUUCAAGCGUGCAGAAUAAUGAAAAUCUCUUUCCCCUAAAGUUUUUGAGAUGAAAACGAUGCAUUUCCCAGCAAACUCCGUGUGCUUCCAGGGAGAGCACUAUGGAAGGAAACCUGCAGGGGAGAAUCAGCCUUUCCUUUUAGUAAUCUGGAAAAAAAAAAAAAAAAAAAAAGGCAGGUAGGCAGGUUUUACUUGACCUGUAAGUUGUGUAUGUGUGUGAAAGAAAGGGAAGUGCAUGCAGGUGUGAUUUUUAGAACACCAGUUGUACUCAUAUUUGACCCAAAUUUUCAUUGUGGAUAAAGAGUGUAGUUGUGACAUAGCAGCACAUCUUCAAGGAGCUGAGGUCUGUGCUUAUUGAACUUCCACCACCUCCACAAGGGCAUGAAGGUUCCAUGACUGCGAGCUCACAGUGACCUUGUUCACAUACACGUGCAUGCUGAAAGAAAAUCAUUGUGCACAAGGUCUGAAUAUUCCACAAGUCAGUAAUGUCUCACUUAGAUGUUUGGGGGCGCAGGGCAAUUAGUGAGUGUGUCACCUUCACUGAUGAGCUGGAAAAUAGAGUUGUCCAUGGAACUGAGUGCUGAACGUAUUUGCAACUUUGCCAGUGCAGCCAUUUUUUUUUUCUUCCUUGUGAUUUUUUUUUUUUUUUUAUUUUUUAAAUUAACUAUUGAUUGCAAGAAAUGAAUGGUUUGACUUCAUUUUUGUUCAGGCUCUUUGACCCAUAGCAAGUUUGAGUUCUAAAGAGGGUUUGAUUCGACAAAAGAAUGUUGAAAAACUCCACCUGAGGCUAUUGGUGCCUUCUUAGCUGAGAGUGAAAAGCUGAAAAGCACAUACUGAAGGAGGACAGUCAUUUUGGGAAGUAAGUGUAUCCCUCCCAUGCUUGUCAUUUUGGACAGGUACACCUGUCUCUUUACUAAUUUUCACUGAAUGGGGCCAUUCCUGUCUUCUGGAAAGCAAGGUAUUUAUGAUGUAUAUAGUUGUAUGGACAUUUUUUUUCUUCUGUAACUAAUAUGUAAUCAACACAUGGCUUAUGUUUGACCUUUUACAAUAAGGCCACUGUAUGCCUCAA